AUGGCUGACAAGGACCAAGAGAACGGUCAUGGGCUCUUUCAGGUGGUUCCCACUUUGUUCAGCCCUGGAUUUUUGCUAACAACCCACCACCAUCACCUCCCACACCCUGUGCCACGGCAAACACGACCACCGCCCCCAAUUCAACCCCCUCUCGCAAACCCAACCCUCGGAUUACGACUAAUUGCCCAUGAAAAUGCCCACAAAACCGCCCAUCUACCAACGGCAACAACCCAGCGCCCAGGAUAA
This is a messenger RNA of Laccaria bicolor S238N-H82, 246 nucleotides long. RefSeq lists its product as uncharacterized. NCBI's taxonomy places the organism in Eukaryota, Fungi, Basidiomycota, Agaricomycetes, Agaricales, Hydnangiaceae. The transcript has a single exon. The record is from RefSeq and is a predicted model, not a curated record. Bases 1 to 246 code for a protein of 81 amino acids.